Messenger RNA from Danio aesculapii, 1721 nucleotides. RefSeq lists its product as uncharacterized. Lineage: Eukaryota; Metazoa; Chordata; Actinopteri; Cypriniformes; Danionidae. Gene Ontology annotation, molecular function: aspartic-type endopeptidase activity; zinc ion binding; nucleic acid binding. Bases 87 to 1721 code for a protein of 544 amino acids. The record is from RefSeq and is a predicted model, not a curated record. The transcript is spliced from 2 exons. Gene Ontology annotation, biological process: proteolysis.
UUAAGGCCUCCCACGCCUCCUAGUGGGCCCACUCUGGGUUCACUACAUCACAGUUGGUGUCAGAAGCGGCGGCCACCCGGAAGAGAAUGAGGAGGAGAAGGCUGGGUCUACGAUCUGCUGUGAAGGACGCAGCUAGGCGUAGACUGUCGUCUGGUGGAGAAGAGACAGCUACGGAGCGUCCCAGCACCAGUGAGCCUUCUACGCAGUCCAGUGAGGGCAUGGCGAGUAUGAUGAGGGAUUUCCUCAAGGCGCAGCAAACAAGAGAGGAGCUGUUUCUUCGUGAGCUGCGGGGACUCCGUGAGUCGAUACGGCCAACGGAGCUGACAACGCCAUCGCCCAGUAGAGUAUCCACAGUGGAGACAUCACCCCCACCUACCCCACCACCACCCAUACAGUCAACCGACCGACGAGCCGCACAGACACGUCGCCCGGAGACACCGAUGCCACCCUUACAGCCGGGAGAUGACAUCGAAAGCUACCUGCGACGAUUUGAACGUCUGGCCCGAACGUGGCAGUGGCCUCGGGAGGAGUGGAGCUGUCGGCUGGUGCCAUUGUUGACUGGUCGAGCGCUGGAGGCAUACCUAGCGAUGGAUGAGGUCAGUGCAGAUGAUUACGUUCAACUAAAAGACUCUCUUCUGCAGAAGUAUGACAUCUCUGCUGAGACCUACCGGCAACGCUUCAGGGCUGCUACACUACCUGAAGGGGAGUCGCCAACGGAGACGUAUCAUCGCCUGAGACAUCUGUAUCAGCGCUGGGUGAGACCAGAUCAAAAUACAAAGGAGGAGAUCGGUGAGCAGAUCAUCAUGGAGCAACUGCUGAGGGUCAUGCAACCAGACGCCAGAACGUGGGUUAAAGAACAUGAGCCGAACUCGGGACUGACAGCAGCAAAGUUGGCCCAACAGUACAUGAACGCUCAUCGCCCCGGCCUGCGCACGCAACCUUCGAAAGGUAGAGCACGACACACAUUUCACAACACUGACAAUCAGCACUCGCAUGAACUUGAGACUGAACGUUCACAUACACUGAUCUGUUAUGCAUGUCAGCAAAAGGGACACAAAGCAUCUGUGUGCCCAGCCCGGAAAUCGAAGCUGACAGGGUUUUGCUAUGCACCCAGAGAGGGGGAUGCUAACAGUGACUUUGAUGUGGGACAAAAUGUUGAUUUGUUGGACAUUACUGUGAAUGGUUUUGAAUUGAAAGCACUGCUUGAUACAGGAAGUUCGAUUUCCCUGAUCAAAUCAUGUCAUGUCUUUAAUGUUGACUAUACUAACACCACGGAAGUACAAUGUAUUCAUGGGGAUAUAAAGAGGUAUCCGAAAGCAGAGGUACUUGUGGGCAUUCAAGAUCAAAUGUAUUUAAUGAAUGUUGCAGUUGUCACUAACUUACCUACAGACAUGAUUUUAGGAAGAGACCUCCCAGUACUAAAUGAACUGUGUGUUGAAUCUACCAAAAAGAUCUUUGAAGGUGGGAAUGUAGAUGAAAUUACAUGUACUGUUAUGACACGUUCAAAAGCUGGUUUGCAACCACUACCAGACUUGGACAGUAGUUUGCUACAGGGUGGGACUAAGGCCCCAAAGAAAACUCGUCAGCAGAAACGGCUGUUAAAGCAUCUGGGUUCUCCAGUACCCAAACCUGAUACAAGUGGUCUGGAGGUGAGGGACUGGCAGAUCCCAGAAAACAUUGCUGAACUCUAUCACACACACUUCCAUGGGCAGGACAUUUAG